Molecule: messenger RNA, 1053 nt
Organism: Gadus chalcogrammus (walleye pollock)
Lineage: Eukaryota; Metazoa; Chordata; Actinopteri; Gadiformes; Gadidae
Gene: wnt2
Product: wingless-type MMTV integration site family member 2
Exons: 5
Coding region: 1-1053 (350 amino acids)
Biological process (GO): canonical Wnt signaling pathway; multicellular organism development; cell fate commitment
Cellular component (GO): extracellular region
Molecular function (GO): cytokine activity; frizzled binding
Source: RefSeq, a predicted model, not a curated record
AUGAAUUUAUUGCCAAGUGGAAUAUUUUUUUAUUUAUCAGUAGCAAUGUGCUGGCUGACCUCCCAUGUCGAUGCGUCUUGGUGGUACAUGGGCACCAUCGGAUCGCAGGUGAUGUGCGACAACAUCCCCGGGCUGGUGAACAAGCAGCGACAGCUGUGCCGCCAGCAUCCCAAAGUCAUGCAGGCCAUCGGGGCCGGGAUGAAGGACUGGAUCGCAGAGUGCCAGUACCAGUUUAAAAACCACCGCUGGAACUGCCAGACCAUGGCGAGGGACCACAACCUUUUCGGACGGCUCCUGCUACGCAGCAGCCGGGAGGCGGCCUUCGUGUACGCCGUGUCCUCGGCGGGCGUGGUCCACGCCCUGGCCCGCGCCUGCAGCGGCGGCCAGCUGGACUCCUGCUCCUGCGACCCCACCAAGAAGGGCUCGUCACGGGACGCCCAGGGCGCCUUCGACUGGGGCGGUUGCAGCGACCACGUGGAGCACGCCGUGCGCUUCAGCCAGGCCUUCGUGGACGCCAAGGAGCGGGCAGAGCGGGACGCCCGCGCCCUCAUGAACCUCCACAACAACCGCGCCGGACGCAAGGCGGUGAAGCGCUUCAUGACCCUGGAGUGCAAGUGUCACGGCGUGAGCGGCUCCUGCAGUCUGAGGACGUGCUGGCUGGCCCUGGCCGACUUCCGGCUGACCGGGGACCACCUGCGGAGGCGCUACAACGGCGCCGUCCAGGUGGCGGUCGACCAGUACGGGGCGGGCUUCACGGCGGCACACGCGCACCUCAAGCGGCCCGGCAAGAACGACCUGGUGUACCUGGAGGACUCGCCGGACUACUGCGUACGCAGCUUUGAGUCAGGGUCCCUCGGGACGGGCGGGCGGGUGUGCAACAGGACGUCCCGUGGCGUGGACAGCUGUGAGGUCAUGUGCUGUGGGCGGGGCUACGACACGUCGCGCGUUAGCCGCACCACCAAGUGUGAGUGCAAGUUCCAUUGGUGCUGCGCCGUGCACUGCCAAGACUGCCACCUGCAGGUCGACCUGCACACCUGCAAGGGGCAGACGUGA